Molecule: messenger RNA, 972 nt
Organism: Suillus fuscotomentosus
Lineage: Eukaryota; Fungi; Basidiomycota; Agaricomycetes; Boletales; Suillaceae
Product: carbon-nitrogen hydrolase
Exons: 6
Coding region: 1-972 (323 amino acids)
Biological process (GO): protein catabolic process
Molecular function (GO): protein-N-terminal asparagine amidohydrolase activity; protein-N-terminal glutamine amidohydrolase activity
Source: RefSeq, a predicted model, not a curated record
AUGUCUUCGCAGUUGCGUGUGGCCGUCGUACAGUUUGCACCAAAGCUCGGCCAAGUGCAAGCCAACAUCGCCAAGGCUCGAGAAUUAUGCAAUGGGUUGAAGCCCCGAUCAGUUGAUCUCCUGUGUUUCCCAGAGAUGUUUUUUUCCGGCUAUGUAUUCCCGGACACGGCUACUAUCACACCGUAUCUUGAGCACCCACAUACAGGGCCCACGGCCACCUUUUGUGCGGAGCUAGCACGCUCCCUUGAAUGUUUUGUAGCUGCCGGGUAUCCUGAGAAGCUCGAACCACAUGAACAUGCCCCUCCGCUCGGAGGCAAUAGCUUAUCGUUUCAUCAGCCCCGUAUCGGUGCAAACAGUGCAUUCAUUAUCGGAGCAUAUCGCAAGACCAACCUCUAUAAACUCGAUCUUCCUUGGGCUGUUCCCGGCUCUGGAUUUACGACGAUGACCCUACCGCAUCCACUGGGUCCAACCACGCUUGCGAUCUGCAAUGACCUUAAUGUGCAGGACCCUGCUGUGUGGGAGUCGCUUGAAGAAGGUCCAUAUGAACUCGCUCAACACUGCAUAAGAUCGGGCACGCGGCUUUUGAUACUUCUGAAUGCAUGGCUGCAUCCUGACGAAGACGGAGAAGUAUCAGAUAGCGAUUCUGCUGAUUGCACGACUUCGGAACAGAACGAAGACACAGAUGGCACGGAGCCAAGUUGGGAAGUAAUAAAUUACUGGGCGAUGCGUUUGAACCCAUUGUGGGCGACGAUUCGGGAGGCAACACAUGAAAACGAGAAGAAACCGGGCAUCCCCAACGAGCUACUCGUGCUUGUUUGUAACAGAUUUGGAAACGAGGGCGGGAGCGUAUUUGCGGGAUCGUCUGCUCUCAUGUCCCUUCGCCGAGGAUCCGGCCGACCACGACUGUUGCAGAUGAUGGGACAGAGGGAAGAAGGUAUUGGUUUUUGGACUGCGAACAUACCAGGACGGUAG